This is a messenger RNA of Priapulus caudatus, 1935 nucleotides long. RefSeq names its product ras-related protein Rab-31-like. Lineage: Eukaryota; Metazoa; Priapulida; Priapulimorpha; Priapulimorphida; Priapulidae. The coding region runs from base 256 to 903 and encodes 215 amino acids. The record is from RefSeq and is a predicted model, not a curated record. The transcript has 7 exons. Gene Ontology annotation, molecular function: GTP binding; GTPase activity.
GGUUUGCUGAUUCUUGCUAGUCUAUAACUUUUUACUUGACUUUUAAAACCGUGGGCGUAAAAAACUGCUCUGCCCGUGUAACCUAUAGGCUAUAGCCUGCACGUAGACCUGCGUCCGGUGCAGCGCCAGGAAGCAACAUAAUAAAGCUACUAUCUAUCAAGCACGGACAAUGGAAGGAGGCUGACAUCUUCUGGACAUUCUUGACGUCUUCGCCAUAUUCAUUGAGAAUAUACCUCUGUGACUGUGGCUUUUAAAAUGAGAGAAUUAAUAUCCAAAGUUGUUAUGCUUGGGUCGCAAGCAGUUGGAAAAACAAGUGUGAUACUGAGGUUAAAAGGGAGCAGAUUUGACAAGCAUGUCAGUCCAACAAUAGGAGCUUCAUAUUGUGCCUGCAAAGUAAAUCUGGGACACAUGGAAGUGAAGAUGCAGGUUUGGGACACUGCUGGACAGGAGCGAUUCAGAGCAAUGGCUCCCUUGUACUACAGGAAUACAAAUGCUGCUAUUUUGGUAUAUGACAUCACAAGCUAUUCAUCCUUCGUUGACUUGAAAUCUUGGGUAGAAGAGCUGAAUGGCAAUGUAGACAACCCGCUUGUGUUGUGUCUCCUGGGCAACAAGCACGACCUUGAGGAUAGGCGGGAGGUGCCAACGGAAGAAGCUUUCAACUUUGCUGCCUCGAUUGGUGCCGUCUUCCAGGAGACGUCUGCUUACCAGAACACAGGAGUGGAGGAGGCAUUCUAUGAAGUGGCUGUGCGCAUCUCCAGACUGUGUGACAGUCUUCUCAGACUAAACUCGCUGAUAGAAAACGGCAAUAACACGAACAUGAAUGAUGUCAUCGACGGUGUGCUGGGACACCAGGGCAACACACACCCGCAUGUAGACAACAUGGAUAUGCCCAAGUGCUGCUAGCUACUGCCCGUGCAGUGCUGCCAUCUACAGGGUAGCUACCACUGUUAAUUAUGUCGUGGAGUCAUAUAGAGCUAUAGGUGUGUGGUAGUCUCCUUUGUUUUAAUUCACAGGGUAUACUAUGAUAUUAUAUUAAGCUCCUAAUAACAGAGCUUAUUUUCGUAAAUUGCUUUUGCUACCAACGGAGAGAUUAUUAAUUCUUCAUGUGUGGAGUCUUGUUUUUCAAAAACCCUAACCCACAGCCCUGAAACUGAAAGGGGUCAGUUUUUACCUUUGUUUGACUCGUUUUUCUUCUUUUCCUUCUUCUUUCUAUUUAAUAGUUUAUUGCAGCCCGUAACUUCCCUAUCUAUAUUUACAAAUCUCUCUACCAAGCAUAAUAUGGAAGUUGCUAGAUUCCAAAUAAGCCUACUUGGCUUUUCGAUAUUUGCAUGUACAAUAUACUGGCCAGUAAACAUAAAAAUACAAUCAUUUAGCAAAGAAAUGUUUCUAUAGUGUCGUAUGGUGCAAGAGAGUGUAGAACGUUAUACUUUAUUGUUGGUAUCAUGUAUUAUUAUAAUGGACAGCUCUUGCGCCCAAAUGGAAUGUACAACAUUUGAUCAAUAUUUCUGUGCCAAUCACCACCGUUCUUGGCUUGCCCCAGCUAUGCUACUAACACGUUUACCCAGUUACUAAUUUGCUGGUACUGCUAGCAACUGUCUUUCAUCACCUAGUAGUCUUGUCCCAGUCACUGGUUCGUUUGUAGGGUGUCUGCAUUUUACCCUUUAUAAGAUGUGUAAGUAUCAAAGAAUACCUGCCCUUCUAUCUUGCCUCUUUUAAAACAAGCUCCUAAACCCAGAUAUGUUUAGGACCAUGAGAAAGUGAUAGGCAUUCAUGGUUAUAUGUAUAUUUAGUGUGGUGCUAAACAAAAUAUGUAUAGAGAGAUGUAUUUUACCGAGAGCAUAUAAAGGAGAGCGUAUAAAAAUGUGAAAUGCUGAAACCAUGUUGCAGUAUUAGUCGAAUUAAUAAACUUUCCCCGUUUUAUUUUGACGAUUCUUU